GUCCGCUGCAAGCUCAGCCCGUCAGAUCCAAUGCAAAGCAUGGCCUGCAUCACAUGCAUCGACAAAAGGAGCCCAGCUUUUGGAUUGGUAUGAAGGAAUUAAAGUGUCGAGCUCAUGAUAAGUUUGGUGCCGAUGAUAAGUGCCUCAUUAUGAACCCCCAAGAUCUAUAAUUAUCCAUAGAGACCCUUGUAAAUCGGCGUAAACGCGCCUACGUCAUCCCCGUCAUUAUCGCCAGCAUCAUCUCACUUCGUACUGUAAGCUCCCCCCGCCGCUGACUGGGCUUGCAUGUUUCAUUUUCUCCUCCGACAUCAUCCCAUUCAUUCAGUUGAUGUGCACAUAAACCUACAACCUCGUUUAACCACCAGUAUUGCUCACGCCUAUCGGCCCUCAGGCCCAAAUCCAUCAUCAUGGAAUCUUUCUCUCUACUCAAGCGUCGUACCACCGACCUCCUCCACAAUGUCCAGCAAAACCUCCCCUCCAUGCCUAUGCCUUCCGUUCCAUCCGCUCCCUCAGCAACUCACCAGAAGAAGAGUUCUAUGAAAGGAACAUGGGAGCGCAUUGAUGCCCCUGACGUCCCCCGUUCUUCACAUUCUCUCAAUAUUGUCCACGGAACCGCUUACCUCUUUGGCGGAGAGAUCGAGCCCCGAAAGCCUGUCGAUAAUGAUAUGCAUGUCGUAACUUUGCCUUGGUCUUCGGCUGGGGCUGACUACUUCAAGAUCAAAGCAUCCCCAGCUAAACCAGAUGCCCAGCCGAAGAAGCCUGAGGUUCAGCAACCCGUUCAGCCCAAGGCCCCGGAGCCAGUCAAGUCCGACGAGAAGCCGGACGAAGAGGAGAUUGAGAAAAAGCUCGACGAAGUUUCUCUUGCGGAGGAUGACGAAGAAGAGGAUGAAGAAGAAGAAGACGAAUCUUCAGAUGAAGAGGUUGAAAGCAAGUCCAAAGGCAAGCAGCCUGCUGGUCCAGAAAAGCCGGAAUUGGGCGAUGUCCCAGCUUCACGAGUCGGCCAUGCUACUGCUGUCAUCGGGUCCCGUAUCUUUCUCUUCGGUGGUCGCGGAGGUCCCGACAUGCGGCCCCUGAACGAAGGUGGCCGUGUCUGGGUCUUUGACACUCGCUCCAACACAUGGACAUAUCUUGACCCUGCCCCUGUCGUUCCAGGUGGUGCAAUUGUCCCCCAACCCGCCCCGCGAAGCUAUCACACAGCCACAUCGAUCGACCGGCCCCGGGACUUUGCUCCUAAGCGGCCCAAGGAACCUGAGACUUGGGGGCAGUGGGCACUCGGAGACACCUCUAAGACGGGUAUCCCUCAAGCUCCUGUUGUUGGUAAUGUGGCUGAAGAAGCCGUAGAUGAAGAGUCGGAUGGCUACGGUACCUUUUUCAUUCAUUCUGGAUGCCUCGCCAGUGGCGAACGCACCAAUGAUAUCUGGGCCUUCAACGUCCAUGACCGUACUUGGACUGAGCUUCCAGCUGCUCCAGGCCCUGCUCGAGGUGGCAGCGCCAUAUGUGUGAGCAAAACCCGCCUGUUCCGCUUCGGGGGUUUUGAUGGACAAAGUGAGCUUGGAGGGCAACUCGACUUCCUCCACCUCGAGGUUGAGAUCUUUGACGAUAGAGGCACCAAAGGAGAAGUUGCUGUUCGCGCCCGUGGUGGUUGGCAAACCAUUCUCGAGAGUGAUCCAAACACCGACUCAACUGAAAUCCACGCCGAACCAGCUCAGAUCUGGCCCGAACCCCGAAGUGUCGCAUCUUUGGAGGCAAUCACGUCAGGGGCUGGAUACGAGUAUCUUGUCUUGACUAUGGGUGAGCGUGACCCAAGCUCAGAGGGCCACGAAGGUGCAGGCAAGUUCUUGAACGAUGUCUGGGCCUUCCAAGUUCCGCCUCUGGGCAUGACAGCCGCCAGCGUUACCGCUGCCAUGUGGCAAGCUGUCGGCCGUAAGACAGGUGAAGGAAAGUGGACGAAGCUUGAUCUUGAGCCAUACGACGAUGAUAACAGUGAUGAGAUGCCUGUGGCGAGAGGCUGGCUUGCGAGCGCCCCGAUGGGAGAACUUGAGGAGAGCGGCAUUUUGAUCUGGGGAGGUCUUGGUGAGGACAAUCAGCGUCUCGGGGACGGCUGGAUCUUGCGUGUGGGCGAUUCCUAGGUGAAAAUGAUGAGGGACUGGAAAGGCAGUUGAUUUGGAUGUAGUAUUCUUUUUUGGCGUAACAUGUUUUUGGCGAUUGUAUUAAGUGAACGAAUGGAAUGAAGAAACAAAGUCCUAUCGGACACAAUACUUCACACAGCAUAUCAUAUUGCUAUUGACGAGAAUCCACGCAUUCUAUAUCUGGGAAAGCAUUUGACAUGGUGUUAUGUACAGUAGAAGCCUCCUCCCGCCGGACACUUUUUGCAUUUCUUGCUAUUGAACUAAAAAAGAGAGAUAAUGAUGUUAUAAUUCUACAGGUCUGCCCUUGUGGUCUCGGUUCCCCAAGGUUCCGCGUUAAGGCUUGUUUGGCCAGCACUGUUCUCACAUGUGUCUCGGCUGCUGAGAGGA
Molecule: messenger RNA, 2516 nt
Organism: Fusarium verticillioides 7600
Lineage: Eukaryota; Fungi; Ascomycota; Sordariomycetes; Hypocreales; Nectriaceae
Exons: 1
Coding region: 408-2129 (573 amino acids)
Molecular function (GO): protein binding
Source: RefSeq, a predicted model, not a curated record